AUGGGUCACGAGGAUGCUGUCUACCUUGCCAAGCUCGCCGAGCAGGCUGAGCGCUACGAGGAGAUGGUCGAGAACAUGAAGAUCGUCGCCUCCGAGGACCGUGAUCUCACCGUUGAGGAGCGCAACCUCCUUUCCGUCGCCUACAAGAACGUCAUCGGUGCCCGCCGUGCCUCGUGGAGAAUCGUCACCUCCAUCGAGCAGAAGGAGGAGUCCAAGGGCAACUCUACCCAGGUCAGCCUCAUCAAGGAGUACCGCCAGAAGAUUGAGAGCGAGCUUGCCAAGAUCUGCGAGGACAUCCUCUCCGUUCUUGACCAGCACCUCAUUCCUUCCGCCACCACUGGCGAGUCCAAGGUCUUCUACCACAAGAUGAAGGGUGACUACCACCGUUACCUUGCCGAGUUCGCCGUUGGCGACAAGCGCAAGGACUCCGCCGACAAGUCGCUCGACGCCUACAAGAACGCUACCGACGUUGCCCAGACCGAGCUUCCUCCCACCCACCCCAUCCGCCUCGGCCUUGCCCUCAACUUCUCCGUCUUCUACUACGAGAUUCUCAACGCUCCCGACCAGGCUUGCCACCUCGCUAAGCAGGCCUUCGAUGAUGCCAUUGCUGAGCUCGACACAUUGAGCGAGGAGAGCUACAAGGACUCCACCCUCAUCAUGCAGCUCCUCCGUGACAACCUUACUCUCUGGACCUCUUCCGAGGCCGAGGCGCCCGCCGCUCAGGGUGAGGCUGCCACCGAAGAGCCCAAGGCUGAUGCCCCUGCGGCGGAGGAGCCCAAGGCCGAGUAA
Molecule: messenger RNA, 789 nt
Organism: Neurospora tetraspora
Lineage: Eukaryota; Fungi; Ascomycota; Sordariomycetes; Sordariales; Sordariaceae
Product: 14-3-3 protein 7
Exons: 4
Coding region: 1-789 (262 amino acids)
Biological process (GO): intracellular protein localization; signal transduction
Cellular component (GO): cytoplasm
Source: RefSeq, a predicted model, not a curated record